GAGAAAAAUUAGUAUUUUCUACCUUCAGAAAUUAAUGGCCAUGAGUUCGUAUAUGGUGAACUCUAAGUAUGUGGAUCCCAAAUUUCCUCCCUGUGAGGAAUAUUCACAAAAUAGCUACAUACCUGAACAGGGCUCGGACUUCUACAGUCCAUCGCAGGACACAGACUUUCAGCAUCCAGGGAUCUACCCACGGUCAAACUACACGGAGCAAACCUUCAACUGCAAUACUGUGCCGCACUCCACAGUGCAGCCACGGGGUCAUGUGCACGAGAGAUCCAGCCAUUCGACCCAUUUUAACGCACAGACUGAGCAAGGGCCCACGGUCCAAGUAGCCGGACCUCGGACUUGUGGACAACAGCAAAACACGAAGAGCCAAAAUGGGAUACAAGUCAAGCAGCCUGCUGUAGUUUACCCCUGGAUGAAGAAAGUUCACGUAACUACUGUGAACCCUGACUACACAGGAUCAGAGCCCAAACGGUCCAGAACAGCGUAUACCCGCCAGCAGGUUUUGGAGCUUGAGAAGGAGUUUCAUUUUAACAGGUAUCUGACCAGGCGGCGGAGGAUUGAGAUUGCCCACACUCUUUGUCUGUCCGAAAGGCAGAUCAAAAUCUGGUUUCAGAACAGGCGGAUGAAAUGGAAGAAAGAUCACAAACUACCAAACACCAAGGGCAGAUCUGCACCAGCCUCCAGUCAUCUGCAAAACAUUCAGAAGGAUAACCAGACUGAUAUCACAGCGUUAUAAGGGUGGAGUUGCUUUGCAUUAGAAAUUACUACAUGUACAUAAAAAGGACUGAAAAGAAAAAGGAUUGCAUCUCACUUUUGCAUGGACUGAUGUCGUUUUUAGACUUUAUUUUUUAAAUUAUUAUUUAACAAAAAUGACCCCAACAGUGUUGAUUCAGGACUGAGUCAGAAAAUCAACCACGCAUAACUGAGAGGUUUGUACGUUUGUGUUUUUCUUUCCUCACAGAGGCAAAAUAAUCAUGGACACUUUUUUAUUCGUUUUCUUCGACAUUCAUUAAGGCCCUUGGGCGAUUUCAGACCACGUCUUUGCAUGUGGCUAUUUUAAAUUUAAUAUUUUUUUAUUAAAAAUUGAUAGGCCACUUGUUCAAAUUCCACAGAUGUUUUCAGAAUUAUUCUUCUGUUUAACGCACAAAAAGGUAGCCUACUUGAAGGAAGCAUUAUUUCCAGCACGCUACACAGUCCUCGCGCUUCUUUCGUAAUUAGCUAAAGAUCACGCUGAAUGCUUCAGCUUCAUGUUGUUUUUUUUUCUUUUUGUUUGUUUGUUUUUUCCCUGUGGGUUGUAUGUUUUAACUUAUUUUGUAAAAAAGAAAAAAAAAAAGAAAAAAAAAGCUUUGCAAAUUUUUGUUAUUCUAAAUAUUAUUCCCACACAUAAGACAUUCCUGCGCGCAUACUAUUCCGAGUGCCCUUAUAAAUCUCUCCUGACAUCUUUGUAAACAGUGUACAUUUUCAGAGGCUCUCUCGUGCUAUUUGAAACUCACAUAUGAACGAUCAUUUGUUUCUGCAUGGCAUCAAAUUGAUUCUGGAUGUUUCUAAUUGGGCAUCACUAACUCCACAAUGUUUAGGAAUAAUUAUUGUUUUUAUGUUUGUAUUUUUCUUGGUGCGAUUUUAUAUUAUUUAUUUCUUCCAAAAACGUGUACAUUUUCGUAUAGCACACAAUUUAAUUGAAAAAGUAUUCGUUAAACCUUUAUUAUUCCUGUAAUAUGUUUGAAUUUUUGUACAUUAUUAGCAUGGCUUUAUUCAAAGUUUUAGUCUUAGUUAAUUUUUUCGUUUGCGCCAAGCUGAAGGACAGAGAGGGCGGCUUUCAGGUCACGUUUCAAGACAGAUAUUCCUUGUUUUAUACCGUCAUUGUCUUUGGACAAAAAGCCCAGAAGCUCUCCCGGUAUGAGGAGGUCUCUUCUCUGAAGUCUUCUUGAUGAGAGAGCUUUUAAAGGUAUUUCAACCGAAGGUCGACAAAAGCAGCAGUGGCAGGUUCAUCCAGGGGACACAUUUCAGCCGCGAGGACUGACCCCAACACCCCUGACCCGCCGGACAAGCUGCAUUUUCUCUCCCAGGCGCUAUUCGCUUUGGUUUGGAGGGCUGUUCCAUUCUUUUUUUUUUUCUUUUCUUUUUUUCCAACAGAAAAGAAGCUAAAACUUAUUCAGAGUAAAGGCCAGUGAAUUCCACAGUUUUACAUGUGUUUGAAUUGUAUUUAUAUCAGGGAAAGCCCCCAACGAGGUUCUGAUUUGUGCAUUUGUCUCCUCAUGUCAAUAUGCAAUCUUUGUUGUUAUUUUUGUACAUGCUUUUUUUUUUAUCUUGUAAGGUGCAUUGAGAUGUGAGAAGUAUAUUGG
Melanotaenia boesemani (Boeseman's rainbowfish) is the source of this 2348-nucleotide messenger RNA. RefSeq names its product homeobox D4a (gene hoxd4a). Gene Ontology annotation, cellular component: nucleus. The record is from RefSeq and is a predicted model, not a curated record. Gene Ontology annotation, molecular function: RNA polymerase II cis-regulatory region sequence-specific DNA binding; DNA-binding transcription factor activity, RNA polymerase II-specific. Gene Ontology annotation, biological process: embryonic skeletal system morphogenesis; anterior/posterior pattern specification; regulation of transcription by RNA polymerase II. Lineage: Eukaryota; Metazoa; Chordata; Actinopteri; Atheriniformes; Melanotaeniidae. The coding region runs from base 35 to 742 and encodes 235 amino acids. The transcript is spliced from 2 exons.